GUGGUGGUGGCGCCGUCCCGCGCCGGCGUGGACGAGGAGGAGGAGGCCCGCGAGGAGACGCCCGAGGACCGGGAAAUCCGCAGGGAGCUGGAGAAGAAAAGGGAGAUCGACGUCCUCUGGACCUUGAAGUCGGGCGCGUCUACGGAAAGCUCUGCCGAUGAGCCGUUUGUGUGCUCUAAGUUUAUAGUAGCGAUAGGACAUAACGCUGCAGCUUUCCUGUCUUCUUUUAUUCUGGAUUCUAUAUGUUGGGAAGUAGUUGGAGUUGUGAAGUUGUGGAAUGAGUGGUGUCGAACAUCCAACACAACAAAUGUCCUCCCGACAGAUUCGUUCUGUUUGUUCUACCGAUUAAUAUCAGAUCCGACAGUUUUGUUGUGCCAGUGUAGUUGCUAUGUUGCUGAGGAUCAACAGUUCCAGUGGCUUGAAAAGGUUUUUGGCCGUAUGCGAAGGGAGGACUUGCAAGUAACCAUUCUUUCAACGUGUCCUGUAGCUGAUUAUAAAACUCAGGAAUCCACUUUAACACUUCCAUCUCCAUUUCUGAAAGCCUUGAGGACAAAAGAAUUCAAAGAGCAGGUCUGCUGCCCACUGCUGGAACAACCAAACAUCGUGCGAGAUCUUCCUGCUGCUGUUUUGAGUUAUUGUCAAGUAUGGCAGAUUCCUGCAGUGUUGUAUCAGUGUUACACUGAUAUUAUCAAACUGGACACGGUUACAAUUGAAGCAUUCAAGCCUCUGCUUUCUUCUACAACCCUGAAGAGUUUAGUCAAGGAUGUAUCUGAAAGCACAAAGAUUUUGAAGAAGUUACUGACAACCAACGAGACUCACAAUAAUAUCUAUAUCUAAAAAGGACAUUUUUGACGCAGACUGCACUUUUGUAAACUCUGGUUUCUUCUGUAAAGGACAUUUUGGAAUUGUAGUUGUUUCCUUAAAAGUGGAAUAAACUCCAGUAGAUUUUUACUUCUGCACUCAUUUUUGUUACUUUCAAAUUCAUCACUACAGACACAUGUAUUUCUUCUGCAUGGCUUGGGAGACUGUCCUCUGGAGUGAUUUUAGGAAAGAUAUCUUGAGUAUGAAAAGCAACUUCUUUUUCUCCUCCUGAAGGGAUUGUUUUAUCUAAUGUAUCCUUUUUGUAUGCAAAAGAGGAAACACAGUUAAGGAAUUCUGUCUGUAUCUUAUGAGAACACCUAUUUUUUACUUCAUUUUGAGACAAAUGUUUUUCUAAUACUCGAUCCUCUUUAACGAUGUGUCUGUGUUCUCUGCACCUUUUUACAUACAGAUACACAAUUUGUGUGUGUGUGUGUAUGAAUGAUACAUAUAUAUGUAUGUGUGCACAUUUUUUAAUAUAUGUGUUGAUCCAAAAUAUAUUAAGUAAAGUAUGGUAACUAGUUUUGAAAGACUUACUGGUGGAAAAUAAGCUUGUUUCACAGGUUAGUAGGAAGCAAGAAUGUGGAGCUGUUUUGAACUGCAUGGAGGGGCUGUGACUUGUAUUCACUGAGUAGAUCAUCACAGGAUGCUGCUGCCUGCACAUCUGGCAGGAAGAGAGAGGUGCCCACAUUCAGGUGCUGCAGCUCCCAUUUGCAGUGCCUGGCCGAGAGCUCAUCUUUGUGGCAGUUUCAGCUUCAUACCUUCAGCAGGAGCUGUAGAGGCACAGGAGCAUUCCCUGCUGUCAGAUCUCUGACACUGGUGGGAACCUCUCCCAGUGAAAUAGGGGUGCUAGGCUCACAAGCUGCUUCAGAUGGAUUUGCCAGGUCAAGCUGAUUUAAUCUAUUCACUUUAAAACUCCAAAUUGCUGGCAACAGUAGGAAUGGUACAAGACCUCUUAUGCAGAGUAUGUGAUUUUUAGGGAAAAGUUCAAGUAUUAAAGUGUCUCAAAAAAUGACCUGAAAAUCGGUAACAAUUUCAGCAGUAUAUUUAAAAUAUUCUUGUAUAUAACCUCUGUUUAAUUUAACAUUUUGUAUAAGAAUGGUGUUAAAGAUAGUGUUUUGUUUGCUACCAGGUAAUUUGCUGGUGGUGUCACUGCACAAAGAUGUUUAAAGUGCCCGUAGCUUAUCCUUUUGGAACAAAAGGUUAGCAGCUUCAAAAUUCUCCACCAGGUUUAACUUUGACUUGCGCUGGAUGCCGGGUGGACAUUUUUGAACAGUGUAUUCCUUUCACAGAACUGUCAUCCCUUCAGGUUUGAAAGUGAUUGGCUUAGUCAACAUUCACUGAAGCAAGUAGCCCCUGGCUUCAGCAGGCCCACUACAACUUCUGGUUUUGGAAGUUAACUGUACAAGUACAUUGCAGUUUCAACGGUAGUAGAAUAUUCUUGAUGUGGAUAUCAAGUUGCAUAUCAGUUAAGACAUUGAUUUAAAUUGCUUUAAGGAGUACUGUAUUUUGGAACAAACUCUGAAGCAUGAAGUGCAGGACAUGGUACCUUCUGGGCUUUUUGUCUGUUUCUCUGCAGCAUUUCAAUUAAAACCUGUUUGUGUGAUGUGAGCUGAGAAUUCUGUUUCUCUGAAAAACCUGCACAUUGGCUACACCAUUUUCUUGCAUACUGAACAUGUUUGAUUCAUAAUAAAGUAUAUAACAAGAAAUAUGUAAUAAUAAAUAUGCAGGCUCUUACGGGAACUGUAAACAAGCUUCUAGUAUUGGUUUUAUCUCCCAUGCAGUUUCCUACCUGGGUUUAUGAUGAAGUGUGAGAAUACUCUUAAACACCUUGAAUAGAAGUGGCAAACAAAACGCUAGCAACUUGAAAGAUUAAAUUAGAAAGACUGAAAGCUGAUGCAUUGGCAGAUUGCUCCAAAGGCUAAUUAUUCUUGCUUCAAAGGGCGUGGUGGCUGCGUAGCUGGAAAUGUUUAGAUAGGAUGGUGGUGUUUUUCUGAUGGAUACUGUUGAGCUAUUAGUUUCACCCCGUGCAUUCAGGUAUAUUUCUGUGAUCCACAUUACAGAUGAGGUCAAGCUUUGUGCAGUAGUAGCUCUCUGGUAUGAAACUGUAUAGGUCAGGGCAUGGGCACACUGUAUAGUAAGACGACUAGUGUUAGCUAGGUUGUGGUGUAUAAAUUUGAAAUGUCAACCUCUUCCAGUACAUAGUAAGUACUAUAGGGCAGUGAAAGAAGGAAUUCUAAUUUAAAAUUGCUUCUAUCUUUUUUCCAUAAUUUGAUAAAUGAAGUAGCUCAUAUUCCUCUCCUUAAAAUAAAUAGUUCUGGAAGCAUCGGAAAUAAUGGUGUCUGAGUAUCUCAUAAGAUGUGAGUGUUGGCUGAAGAUUUUUUCAUAUUUGAACAUUGCUAAGUUGCUUGUUUUCUUUAUCUUCUAUGCUCUCCAGUAUCUAGUAGGAGCCUGCAAUAAGGUUUUCUUUGUUUCUAACAUCUGCUGUUUUUUUAAUACGUGUAGGAGUGUAUAAACUUAAAACUCUUGUCAAAUGUAGCAGAUGGCUUCAAAAGCUUUGGGGAAAGAAGUACAUACUUGCCUGCAUGUCUGAAAUGUGAUUGUAUAAGACUUGUUAAGGUAUUGGGCUAAAUGCAUAUAAUGAAACCAGAUCGAAUAAACUAUUAGGCAAAGAGAUUUAUUUUUUUCAGUUUUCAAAUCAUCUAAGCCACUUGCUACCCAUUUUUUUUCAGAUAACACCAAGCUGUCUUCCAUUGAAGAAUGUUGCCUUCCAAACCAAGGACACAAUCUCUUAUCAAGUCUAAUCUACUUUAUCAUGCUGCAGAAUGUAUGUGGUAGGCAGACAUGUUCUCUAUUUCCUUGAAGGCUCUGACUCAAAGAUAACAUGCCUGACCCCAUCUUAAUGAGCUCUUUAGUGAGGCUCCUUAGAUUUUGCCUUCUAACAUGUUGGUGUCAGUGCAGUUCAGGUCACAGGUAUAUGAAUACAGGACUGUACAGACAUCGUUCGAAGGUGAUGUCCAAGCCAGGAAAUCUGGGGUUUACUUGAAUUCAUUACAAAACCUCCACAUUUGAAUGCACAAACCAGCAAUAUACCUGCUGUUCUGCUUUCAUUUUCCCUGUGAUCACAUAGAACGCAGUGAUUCUUCAGUAAUAAAAUUCUUGCAGUCUUUUGAAAAUCCAUCAUGAAAACAUUAUGCCCUGCUCUGCUUUUUGAGCACUUCUCUAUCCCAUUAUGUUCCUUCUGUAUUUGACAUGACAUAACUCCUUCCUGUACAGUUUCUCCUUGCUGUGUGCCAUCAGUAGAAACACUGGUACCAUGCACAAAAGCAUGAACCCGAAUGUUCCUGUUGGAGCCCAAGCCUUUUGUGGCCCUAAAGCAGUUGGAGCUCACAUCUGAAGGUUGCUUUCGGUGACUGCCUGCUUCCUGUCCAGUAAUGUGCUCCCUGAACCUUGUUCAUCUACCUCUGUGUUCCUCAUGUAUGUGGAGGAAAGUUAAAGGUUGAAUAGCAGGUUAUAGUCUCAAAUUUUUUACUUUCAAAUAAUUCUAUAACUAAAUGUUUAAAUGUUCUUUGUAUGGUGUGUUAUGUACUUGCCUGGGUAAUUGCUUUGAAGCAGAAAAUGUUUUGUAGGAAUAGUGAUGUACCUUCAAAGGGCAGUUUCUUAAGAAUCUACUAAACAGACCAUGUGUUCUUCCCUUGUGUUGUAAUCAGAGGAUUACAGUGUGCUUUCAUACGCUAAAACCAUUAUACUUCUUAUGUUCAGGAUUGAUAUUUGAAUUCUUCUGUUAGAUCUGAUUUGGACUUUGAUCUCUUUUCAUGGUGUACUGAAAUGAAAGCCAUCUUUUCUCCAUCAGCUCUGUAGACUUUAAAGCCAAUCUGCUGCUUCAGAGAGAGUUAACAAAAGGGGGAAUGGCCAAAAUAGUCACAAUCACUAAAAGCUGCAAUUUGAUUACUGAACAGAUGAAUGGUGAAUGUACAGCCUGGCUUAAAAAUAAUAAAACUUGUUGGUAGAAAGGU
Molecule: messenger RNA, 4874 nt
Organism: Athene cunicularia (burrowing owl)
Lineage: Eukaryota; Metazoa; Chordata; Aves; Strigiformes; Strigidae
Gene: PSMG1
Product: proteasome assembly chaperone 1
Exons: 7
Biological process (GO): proteasome core complex assembly
Cellular component (GO): endoplasmic reticulum
Molecular function (GO): proteasome binding
Source: RefSeq, a predicted model, not a curated record